This is a messenger RNA of Aspergillus homomorphus CBS 101889, 868 nucleotides long. RefSeq names its product mitochondrial 54S ribosomal protein bL31m. NCBI's taxonomy places the organism in Eukaryota, Fungi, Ascomycota, Eurotiomycetes, Eurotiales, Aspergillaceae. The coding region runs from base 145 to 645 and encodes 166 amino acids. The transcript has a single exon. The record is from RefSeq and is a predicted model, not a curated record. Gene Ontology annotation, biological process: mitochondrial translation. Gene Ontology annotation, molecular function: structural constituent of ribosome. Gene Ontology annotation, cellular component: mitochondrial large ribosomal subunit.
CGCAUCGGAUCGCAUCGCCAUCAAACAACCCAGUCCCGUCCAGUCAAUUCUCCUUCAGCUGGAAGAAAAACACCAGACCAGCUUCCGCGGGAUCAGACAAUCCUUUCCCCGAAUAAAUCUGGUCGGAAAGCCUCGAUACCGAAAAUGUCCUUCGCUCUUCCCCUCCGCCGCAGCACCACUGCCACGACGGCCCGGAUUCAACCCUCGACGACCUUCAUCUGCUCGCAAUGCCGCCAUGCCACCCUCCUGCGCCGUCCUAAGCGGCCCUACCAGUUCACGCAGCUGAUCGCCAUGUCCGACGGCAGCACCUUCACGCACCGGACGUCCUCCCCGGCCCCCAUCUACCGCUCCACCCGCGACACCCGCAACUCGCUCAUGUGGAACCCCUCGUCCAGCAAGCUGGCCAGCAUCGAGAAGGAUGAGGCCGGUCGCAUGGCGGCUUUCCGUGCCCGUUUCGGUCGCGGCUUCGACGCCAACAACAUGAAAUUCGUGGAUCCCGAGGCGAAGAAGGCCGCCGAGCAGAAGGAGGCCGAUGCGAAGGCCGCAGAGGCUGAGGCUGAGGAGGAGGAUGAUAACCUGCUGGAUCUGAUCAGUGCCUUUGGGCAGCAGGAAGCGCCUCCUCCGGAGAAGAAGAACAAGUGGUGAUUUGUUUCUCAACGGGUUCCAGGGAAAGUGAGAUGAAGGAGAGAAAGAGCGCCUGAGUUUUGUCCCUGCUCUGGUUUUAUGUUUUUGGCUCGGUCGUCUUUGUACUAUGUGAUCAACACAGAGAUCGGGAUUUCUGGGUUGUUGUUGGAUUAUAUGUCUUCCGGAUUAUUUUAUGUACAGUAUACACAUCACCAUACCACGCACCCAUUUGAAUGGAGUUUCU